Phragmites australis (common reed) is the source of this 912-nucleotide messenger RNA. Its product is annotated as transcription initiation factor TFIID subunit 11. The record is from RefSeq and is a predicted model, not a curated record. Gene Ontology annotation, biological process: transcription initiation at RNA polymerase II promoter; RNA polymerase II preinitiation complex assembly. Gene Ontology annotation, molecular function: protein heterodimerization activity; transcription coactivator activity. Bases 82 to 714 code for a protein of 210 amino acids. Gene Ontology annotation, cellular component: transcription factor TFIID complex; nucleus. NCBI's taxonomy places the organism in Eukaryota, Viridiplantae, Streptophyta, Magnoliopsida, Poales, Poaceae. The transcript is spliced from 4 exons.
CUUCCUUUUCCCCAUCUCCGUGCGCCGGUCUCUCGCGAAACGCGACCCAUCUCGCGCAUCCACCCCCACCGCGCGUCCGCCAUGAAGGACCCCUUCGAGGCGGCCGUCGAGGAGCAGGACUCGCCGCCGGAGUCCCCUGCGCCGCCCGACGAGGACGCCUCUGCCGCGGGACCCGCGGACGCCGACGACUACGACGGCAGCGGCCCGCGAGCCCUGCCGCCGCAGCGGCCUUUGUCUGUGGCCGCGCCCCAGGCGUCGCUCGCUGCGGCCGCUGCCAGGGCCAAGGGGCGGGUGCAGAAGGAGCAGGACGAUGACGACGAGGAGGAUGACCACAUGGAGGUCGACCUCGAGAAGCUUCCCUCCAGCACUGGCGACCCCGACAAGCUAGCCAAGAUGAAUGCUAUACUGUCCCAAUUUACAGAACAACAGAUGAACCGAUAUGAGUCAUUUCGGAGAUCUGGAUUCCAGAAAUCUAACAUGAAAAGGUUAUUAGUGGGCAUCACGGGAAGUCAAAAGAUUUCUAUCCCAACGUCAAUCGUGGUAUCAGGAAUAGCAAAAAUGUUUGUUGGCGAACUGAUUGAAACAGGCAAAAUAGUUAUGACUGAGAGAAAGGAUUCUGGACCCAUUAGGCCUUGCCACAUCAGGGAAGCGUACAGAAGAUUGAAGCUUGAAGGCAAGAUCCCACGGCGAUCUGUUCCUAGGCUCUUCCGCUAGAACUGAAGCACCUCCAUGGAUCCAAGUCGUGGAAAUUUGGCUGUGCAUUUUCUGUGUGCUUCCACGGCCCUUUUCAUUCAUCAUUGCGCCAAAAUUGCUCUAGGGAAAACAAAGAACAAUACUAAGUGCAGGCUCAUGCACUAUGAUUGUGAGACUUAUCCUGAGUUUAACCCCAGGAUAAGGGGUGUUAACACUUCA